AUGGGUGAUACGGAUGGACAAGUGGUAGCUGGUGGCAAUGGCGAAGGAAAUGGAUUGAAUCAAUUGAAUCAUCCAACCGAUGUGUUAAUUGACAAAGAGACUGAUAGUCUCAUUAUUUGUGAUUGGCAGAAUCGACGAGUCGUACGGUGGUCUCGUCGUAGCGGCAAAACUCAAGGAGAAAUUAUCGUUGACAACAUCGAUCCUUACGGAUUGGCUAUGGAUGAUAGGAGAUAUCUCUAUAUCUCUGACAUCGAAAAACAUGAAGUAAGACGAUAUCAAAUAGGAGACAAGAAUGGAACUAUCGUGGCUGGCGGCAACGGCAAAGGUGCUGGUCCCAAUCAGCUCAACUUUCCGACCUUUAUCUUUGUCGAUCAAUACCAGACUGUCUACGUGUCAGACGAAUGGAAUUAUCGUGUGAUGAAAUGGCAUAAAGAUGCAAAGGAAGGAAUUGCUGUCGCUGAGAGUCAAGGCAAUGGAAAGACUCUAAAACCAUUGGGGAAUCCGAAUGGGCUGUUCGUUGAUACGUUGGGUACCAUCUAUGUGGCAGACUCGUCGAAUUAUCGAGUGAUACGUUGGCUUCAAGGAGCGAAACAAGGCACUGUCAUUGUGGGUGGAAACGGUCAAGGAGAAGGAGCAAAUCAGCUCAAUGAUCCUCGCGGUUUGUCUUUCGAUCGGCAAGGCAAUCUCUAUGUCGUCGACCGUUGGAAUUAUCGUGUUCAACGAUUUUCAAUUAAGUGA
This is a messenger RNA of Rotaria sp. Silwood2, 738 nucleotides long. The record is from the annotation of a GenBank genome assembly. Lineage: Eukaryota; Metazoa; Rotifera; Eurotatoria; Philodinida; Philodinidae.